This is a messenger RNA of Gambusia affinis (western mosquitofish), 2953 nucleotides long. RefSeq lists its product as uncharacterized. Bases 583 to 1569 code for a protein of 328 amino acids. The record is from RefSeq and is a predicted model, not a curated record. The transcript has 8 exons. Lineage: Eukaryota; Metazoa; Chordata; Actinopteri; Cyprinodontiformes; Poeciliidae.
CUACACAUUUGGAGGUAAUACUAGUCACCCUAUAAUUAUCUACUCAGCAACUUUCUUGUUAUAGAGCACAAAGUUAUAACAACCACUUUCACAAAGGCUAGGGAGAGACAGCUGUUGAUCAAGCAAACUCACCAUUUGAAAUAUUUUACGUAUUUUUGAUUUCAGUUCUUCAUAAGCAGAGAGCCAUUUUGAUAAGAAUAAUAACUUUUUUGUUUCUUUUGUUAGAACUGUGUUUUGAUUAUAUGCUGCAAUGACCUGUCAGACUUUCAUAAGUCCAUUAGUUAGCUCCUUGCAUUACUGCGAGACUAACUGACGUCCUCUCUGACGUCAGGUCGUGGCAGAAAUUUGACUCUGCAGGUGGCGCACGUGGUCUGUUGUUUACUUCUUCCAGGAACGUUUUGGUUGGUCCAGCUGGAAGGGAGCAGGGGACGCUUAAAUUGUGAAACAGUUUUCCUGGAUAGAGUUACUCAGCAUUUAAGAGAAAAUAGAUUGAGUAUAGAGGCCGGAAAGAUGUCACACUGAAAGCUUUUCCUCUUCCGAAGCGGUUUAAUCCUUAAAAAGGGAAGAAAAAUACAAUCUAGAAUGCUUCAGUUUGGAAAUCUCUUUGCCCAUUUUCACCUUCCCCACAAAGCUUCAGAAAGUGCUCAAAAACCAAGCUUAAAGCAGCUUCCAAGCCUUCCAGACUUUUUACAACAUGUCUUGAAACUCACUGGGCUAAGGAAGGAAGAUGUACACUGCAAUCUUCGUAUCCCUGACCAGCAUCAAGCUGCCAAAGAUGACAUCAACAUGGUCAUCCUGACAGGCCAUGGGAUCUUCUGCAUUGAUGUAAUGCCCUGGAGUGGGACAGUGUGUGUUCACAACCAAAAUUGGCAUGUGCAAGUGAAAGACAAAGAUGAGAAUUUUACCAAUACUCGCAUUGAACAGGUUGAAGAUCCCAUCAAAGGUGUCACGCGCAAAAUGGCUCAAUUAUGCAGUCAUUUGAAGAGGAGCGGAGUGUCUGUACGCAACAGUCUCUUCUUCCCCAGAGUCAUCUUUCUCUCCCCCGACCUCAAGCUGGAUGAGGAGCUGAUGAAGAGAAGGGAGCUGGUACCUUACAGCAAGAUAGAUGAGUUCCUCAAAUCUUUCAAAGAGGGCUAUAUGGGCUGGAUAUCUGAUGCUUUGACUCCCUCCUGGAUCUCAGGUCAUCUGUCAUACAGGCAGAUGGAGUCUGUGAGAGGCAUCCUCAGGAAGAUGGGAACGUGGGACCUGGUGCUUUUGCAUGGUGGUGAGCAACUGAAAGGAGAUUACCAGGGCUGCCAGUACAUCGCGCUGGACCGCCAGGACACUGAGACGUUGGAGUUUUCCAGAGUCAAGACCCUCGCUGUGCAGUCAUUGUGGGCUUUGUUAGGCCACGUCCCUCAGGUAACUGUUAAAAUGUAUAAACGAGGUCCUCACGGCUGGCUGGGUAAAACCGUGAAUGCCACCGCCAUCAUCCCUUCCAACACCUUUGUGAUCUUCAGAGUUAGUGGCGAGGAAUCUGAUGCCAAAAUCCCAGCAAACACUAUUCACAGCAUCACACUUAGCAGAUGACACGGUGGAGACGAUCAAAGGAUUAAUUGAAGCUUUCUGAAUGAAUAAUGGUCGACCCCCACUUUGCGCGAGCUGUUAAUUAACCAUUAUUCCUGCCGACUGGGUCACAUCAGUUUGAGCAGUGAGUGUUUAAUGUGCUAAUCGUGGCUGUUAAAACGGGUGGCCUCUGGCUCGAUGAAGAUCCAGGAUGUCAAUGUUUCAGUGGGUUUUAUAGGAAGUUAUUUACAGACUGUUUGGAAAAGGUAAAUGUUUUUGAUAUCUUAAUAUGCUCCACUGCUCAGAGGAGACUAUGCAGUUCCAUGGUUUUAUUUUGCAGGCAUGGGAGUGGGAAAGAAUUGUGUAGGAUAAUACAGUAAAAUGAACUUUCUGUGGUGAUUGGAUCCCCUUUAGCUAAAGCCCAUCUGUACUUGUGCAGAAUUUUUAAUUUGUUAUUUGAGGGAGAGUUUAAAAAGCAAAACCACUUGUUUGCAUGGAUUUAGUCUUGGCAUUGAGCAAUUGAAAACAUUGAGACAAGCCAAAGCUUUUUUUUUAGUUACUGUAUAAAAAUGCUAAAAUGUUCCUUUGGUUUAAAGUUCUUUUUAUGUCUUUCUCUAAAGCAAUAGUUGUAGUGGUGACUGAAACACAGCUUCAACUAUUGCUUUAGAGAAAGACAUUUUAGCUAUAUUUCUAAACAAAUGCCCAUUAAAAAUAAUAUUAUAUUUAUACAGUCAAGUUCAAAGUAUUCAGAUUUUAGCAGAUGACAGAUUUUAGUUUAAUCUUUACAUUUCCCUAACGUGUAUCAUUUGAUUGGAAGUAACAUUUUGGAGUGACUGAUCUAGUCAGGUGUCCCAACUUAAUGUGAAAAAUGCUAAAGAUUAGAGUGAUUACAGAGAAUGACUAAGUCAAUAACAUGUUCAAGUUGUGACAAAUUUCUUGUGUAUGCAAAAUACAAAAGCAAUUAAAACAGUUUUUAUUUAGUUUAUUUUAUUUUUUCACAAUUUUCUGUCAAUACCAUAAAACUUCUAAGAAUUAUUGUAUUGUUAGAAUCUAACUCGGGCAUAUCUUUAAACAAUAUCAGCUAAACUUGAUUAAUUGAUUUGUAUUCCUUAAAUUAAAGCCAAAGGGCCAACAGCUAUUUUAUGAACAGCGUUGGCUAAAAGGUAUUUUGAAAAAUGGGUAAAAUAAUAACAGAUAAAGAAGACUAAUGAGCAGUGAUUUGAUGCAUGAUGUAUUUUAAUAUAUUUGUGCUCUCUAUUUGAAUGCCUUUCAGUCUUCUUGAAAUUUCAAGCACUUCACAGAAAUGGAUUGUCAUUACUUUCUUUGGCUGAUUAGUUUAAGCAAUAAUAUGUGGGUUUUUAAGUCAUUGUUUUUAAUUUGUGGUAUAAUAAAGGUUCUUCAUUGUUUA